Molecule: messenger RNA, 1449 nt
Organism: Sclerotinia sclerotiorum 1980 UF-70
Lineage: Eukaryota; Fungi; Ascomycota; Leotiomycetes; Helotiales; Sclerotiniaceae
Exons: 1
Coding region: 1-1449 (482 amino acids)
Source: RefSeq, a predicted model, not a curated record
AUGCCUCUUAUGAAGAAGUUGUUCCCAUCUAGGGAAUUGGAAAUCGAAAGACCAAUUUCAAGAGCUUCGAAAAUCUCAAAUUUUGCCAAUUUCGAGUACGACGACGAUUCAAACCUUGACAGCAAUAUGGACGCUCCCGUGAUGAACAGGUCAAGGACCAAGAAGAAGCCCAGCAUGCCCAAAGUACCUACUAUCCCUCGCAGAAGCAGCAAAAGGAUUUCUACCAUGUUAAAUAGUGUUGUGUCGGAAUUAAAGUGUAUGGACGAAUUCGAAGCUACGAAACAAGUGGUGGAGGAACCAGAAUCCGAAAUAUCAGAUCCUCAUGAAUUAUACCUCUCGAGUGAAGAAGAUGCUUCUCUCUCCGACACAGACACCCUCCUCGAUUUCGAAGUUGCUACUGUUACUGAAUACAGUGGUCCUCGAAGUUCCUCUCGCGCAUCUGCUCAAGAUACCGCAAGAGUAAUUUCCUUUACUCUCGUCUCAAAACCUCGAGUGAUAGAAAUUCCCCGUCCGACAAGUUUUCACUCGAAUUCUAUAUUUCGCAAUGCUUGUCCUGUGACCGACUACCAAAUCCGUCACUCGGUCGCGGACAUCGCAUCAUUAGCACCAAUUCCUGCGCCACAACCACCGCGACGAAGCUCUAGACAAAGCUCACCGCUUAGAAAAUCUGCACGUCGCCUCUCCAUCUCCACUCUCGGUGCUCUUUCCAAACUCAACACAAGCCACGACAACGCGUCUAGCAUAACCCUUCCUCAACAACCCUCUAAACUCAACUCCAGCACAAACUUCCUGCAACCCGCUUCUGCCACCUCAAAUGCAUCGCCUCAGCAUGCCUUUCUCUCCUCAGAUCCAUUCCCUUCGCCCACACCCUCUCCCCAGACCGAAAAUCGUCCAAUCUUUUCCGAAGCUGAACAAAAUUUCCAAUCACGCCGACCAAAAUCCAUGCACCAUGAACGUCCCAAAACACCUACCAGCAUCAUGGAAGGUCUCCAAGGUCUCACCCGCUCUUUCACAAAAUCUGCGAAGAAGCGUCCUAGUAUGCCGAAAUUAAACUUAGCAUACACACCCGUUGUAGUACCUACCGCUCACAGCAAUACCUCGAGAUCAUCCUUAGCUCACAGCAAUACGUCUAAAACGAGCUUGCACACAGUAGAUGAGCGAACACCCAAAGAGACUAAAUUCGGAAAUAUGAGGAGAUCCUCCACAGUACCUUUGUUCAUGCACGAAGAGAAGGAAAAGGGAAAGAGAACACAGGAAUCGCAAUCGGCGAUCGAUGAGAACGUGCCGGUCAGAUAUGAAGAUAUCAUGAGAAAUGCUAUCCGCGAGGCUCCGCCAAAACCACCAAUUACUCAGCAGAAUACGAGUAGUCCAGGCUUGAAGGGCUGGAUGGGUAUGGGGAUGGGAAAUAGAAGGAAGAGUAUCAAAGGAGCCAAGCUCUUCACCUUCUAA